Molecule: messenger RNA, 1164 nt
Organism: Closterium sp. Naga37s-1
Lineage: Eukaryota; Viridiplantae; Streptophyta; Zygnematophyceae; Desmidiales; Closteriaceae
Source: the annotation of a GenBank genome assembly
AUGUAUCGGUCCGGCGGCUCACGUUAUGGAGGCGAUUACAGGGGAGGUGACUAUAGGGGAGGCGACUACAGGGGAGGUGGAGGCGGGUACCAGACUUCCGCUCGGCUUUACGUUGGUCGUCUCUCCACGCGGACUCGCACUCGAGAUCUCGAGUCGCUUUUCGGGAAAUACGGAAGGAUUCGUGACGUGGACAUGAAGCGUGACUAUGCGUUCAUUGAAUUCAGCGACUCGAGGGAUGCUGAAGAUGCCGCCCAUUAUCUGAACGGCAAGGACGUGGACGGCAGCCACAUCAUCGUGGAGUUCACCCGCAGGGGUCCGCGUGGGCAGGGCUUUGGGGGUCCGCCGGGGCCGCGCAUGGGGGGGAUGGGCAUCACGCAGGGGCGCUGCUACAACUGCGGCAAGGACGGCCACUGGGCGCGCGACUGCCGCAACGGCGAUUGGGGCGGCAAGUGCUACCGGUGCGGCGAGCGCGGGCACAUUGAGAGGGACUGCCGGAACAGCCCGGCUCAGAGUGCUAUCGGUGCGGGGAGCGCGGGCACAUUCAGCGGGACUGCCGGAACAGCCCGGCUCAGAGGUAUCGGUCUCGCAGCCGCAGCCGCUCCCGCAGCCCUCGCCGCGGGCGUGACCGGCGCAGCCGCAGCAACAGCAAGGACAGGGACGAGCGCAGCAAGAGCCGCAGCCGGAGCAGGAGCCGCAGCCGCAGCCGCAGCAACGACCGCGCCAAGGACCGCAGCAGGAGCAGGAGCAACGAGCGCGGGAAGGAUCGGGAGAAUGGGAAGAAGGCCGGAAGCCGCAGCCCCUCGCGCAGCCGCAGCCGCAGCAGGAGCGCGAGCAAGGAGAGGAGGAACAGCCGGAGCCCCAGUGCAGAGAAGAAGGAAGAGAAGAGUCCUAGGCGGAGCAGGAGUGCGAGUAAGGAGAGGAGCAAGAGCAGGAGUAAGAGCCCUGCCAGGAGGAGUGCUAGCCCUGCCAGGAGGAGUGCUAGUCCUGCCAGGAGGAGUGCUAGUCCUGCCAGGAGGAGUGCUAGUCCUGCCAGGAGGAGUGCUAGUCCUGCCAGGAGUGCUAGCCCUCGUGAUGGUGGGUCACCUCAGAGACGGACUUGCCGCACAAACCCCUUCCCGCCGUUUUGUGCUUGCUGAAACCGGCUCGACGAUUCUUGGUUCUUAA